AUGAUUAAAAAUUGCUGUCCCUCAAAGCUAAAUGCAAGCUUUAGCAUUGCCUUUCAAUUGCUAGAGAUUUCUGCUUUGGUAGAGGAAGAGUUGAAGUCAAAGCCGAUGCCUUACUGGCAAGGAAUGGAACUCAUCGCGGUACACAUUGAGAGAGAACGAAACAUUGAUCAUUCGAUUUCCACGCACAAAGGAAAGAUCGAAACUCCGAAACUGUUCCGUGGAAACAAUACGAUAUCGUAUCAUUGUAUCCAUGGGCAGUUAAGAUAG
Molecule: messenger RNA, 267 nt
Organism: Botrytis sinoallii
Lineage: Eukaryota; Fungi; Ascomycota; Leotiomycetes; Helotiales; Sclerotiniaceae
Exons: 2
Coding region: 1-267 (88 amino acids)
Source: RefSeq, a predicted model, not a curated record